Messenger RNA from Bactrocera latifrons, 9596 nucleotides. RefSeq names its product protein FAM135B. The record is from RefSeq and is a predicted model, not a curated record. The transcript is spliced from 10 exons. Lineage: Eukaryota; Metazoa; Arthropoda; Insecta; Diptera; Tephritidae. The coding region runs from base 1255 to 6453 and encodes 1732 amino acids.
UGCAGAACGUCAUUAGCGGAACACGAACGAACCUUUUCCGUUUACCUAAUUUCUAGCAAGCAAUAGAAAACUGAUUUUCUCACGCUUUAAUUCAUUCAACACGAAAGUAGUGCAAAAAAUAAAUUUUCGUUUUAAUUUUGAAAGAAAGUAAUUUUCAAAUUAUAUAAAAGCCAGUGAAUUGUGUGUGGAAGAAAUGGUGAAAGAGUGAAUAUUCCCUUGAAGUUUCUUUUCGCUAGCAAUGCACUUCGGAGCGUUCUCCAAUCAAAGGAUGAACUCGAAAUCAACGAGAAUGACUCGCGCUGCCGCUAAGUCAGCGAGAAAGUCAAAGCCAGAGUAGGCGUUUACUAUGUAUAAUAAAAAAAAAAGGAAUUGAAAGCAUAUACCGUUAUAUGUGUUUGUACUUAUGAGAAGGGGAGAAUGUCAAGUAGUAGAAAGCUUGUAAAAAGUACGCCUUGCAUUAUUAAAAUUCCUUUCGUGCGCAGUCAAGAGGAAAACAUGACACAAAUUGCGGAACUCAAACCCCACAAUACGAAGCGAUACCAAAAUCAGCAGCAACAACAGCAACAGCUAAAGUAGCAAGCAGCAAUAACAGCGGUAGCAAUUUUUAAAUACAGCAACCGAGAAAACAAAACCAACAACAAAAUAAUAGCAAAAAGGCAGACCGAACUGUGUUCAAGCACGCCAACUUGGAAACUUAAGGAAAUUUGCAAGCACACUCACACACACAUGUAUGCGUACACAAAUACGUAAAUACGUAAGCAUAGUAUAAGCUUGCGUCUCACUUUAAAAUCGCCUUCAAUAUACAACACUCGCCAAGCUGAAGUGGGACCUUAGCAGUCGUUCUUUGCGAUUUAUGUUAAGGACAAGUGGCGCCAUUUGUUCAGUGCCUCCAUACUCGAGUCAAAACUGGCGACGACAAAAACAAGCACAACAGUAGCCAGUGAGCGUACCACAAAUGCGGUAAGGCAGGACGACGGCGGUACAAGCGGUUUGUAAACAAACGCAGCCGCAACGAUUAACAAGGAUUCUUAGUUGCAUUGCCAGCCCCUCAUCUUGGGCUUGGCGUUUGGUACAUCAUACUCGCUACGUCAUAGCAACGUUUACUACGUCAGCAGGAAAAAAUAGUGCCGUAGGUGUUUAACACAAUAGCACAGACGACGACUGCUACAACGAGAACGGCGACGACGACGACGUCGAGGACGUUGAGGACGACUCGGUACUUGAGGACAGUGACGCUGUGGCAUUCGCCUCGGCAUGGGCGACCUGCAAGCAACAAUUGAAUUUUCCGUUGAGCUCUAUAAAUUCUUCAAUGUUGACUUAUUUCAAAGAGGACUCUAUCAGGUGCGCUGCGGUUUACGUGUUUCUCCACGGCUGCCCGUGCAGGUGGAGACCAGCAUAGCCGACACACCGCAGAACAAUGCACACGCGGCGGAAAUACACACACAGCCGCCACCAACCACAAAUGGUUGCAAUGGUGGCGAUAGCAGUGGCGGUGAUGGCGGCGGUGGCGGCAGCAGCGAUGGUGAUGUGUUGCAAGAGCCGCGUGAACAGCAACAGGAUGCAUUGCCAAGCAUGUUGCAGAACGGCGGCAGCCUAUUGUCGGGAUCUGCAUGCAUAAUUAACGGUUGUGGCGCAUCGCGCGUCUUUCAGAUCCUCUACCGGAAUGAGGAAGUGACGCUGCGCGAUGUUAUACACUUUCGCACACACUUGUUGGUUGACAGCCGUCACUUGAAGGAAUCCAUUGAACGUGCGGAAUUCUCAUUGCAAUUGGAGUUGUGGUUUGGCGAACAAAACGGCACCAGCGCAUUAUCAUUGGCCUCCACACGCACCUUACAGCUGAAUUUCCAUCCAGGUCGAGGGCUCCAUUACCAUUUGCCGGUGCUGUUCGAUUACUUCCACUUGGCCGCCAUUAGCGUUGGCAUCCACGCCAGUUUAGUGGCUUUGCAUCAGCCUUACAUAAAGAAAACACUUUUCCGUUACAUGAAACUCUGCGCGCCUAAAAGCUCGAAAGCUUGGAGCGGCAAGCUGAACUGUCGUGGCAGUAUGUCGCCCGGUCCAUUGGAGGCGGUCUUUUUUGGGCCGCAAAUUGUGGGCACCACCAAGUGCAGCGGCGGUCCCGCUGGACGAUUACUGCAAUCGCGUCAAAUACAUCACGAAGUGUGUAGCCUACUGUUGGGCGCCAUUGAGAAUCUUAAGGUUACGCUUAACGAGUUCAGCGCAGUGCUUACGAAGAGCAUGAAUAAUCAAAUCGGCUCACCACCAUUACGCGAGAAUGAUACCACGGAGCGUUUGCAGCAUUUAACCGAAGAGGCGAAGCUCCACGAUACCGAAGAGGAUUUCGCGAUUCGGGCAAAUUCCGACAUCGCACAGCUGUGCGCCGAGUGCAUCAUGUACUGGCGGCGUGUCUUGCUCGCCUCCUCGCAAACGGCUGUGCAUACACUGCUCGCCAAAAAGCAUCAUAUACUGCGUGUGCAACGCUUUGCUGAAGGGUUUUUUGUCAACGAAAACCCGCGUCACUCGGCGGCCGGUUGCUAUGAUAGCAACUAUCAGAAUUAUGUAGCUAUCGCAGAAAUGGCACGUCGCAGCCGUUAUCUACAGUCGCUGCCACCGCUACCGGUACACUGCACGCCGAUCGAUGGUGAUGCAAGCUCCUUACCAUUGAUAUUUGAAGAUCGCUACGUCGAACCACCGAAUUAUACGCGUCGUCGCACCGGCAGCGAACCGCAUUUAAAUAGUCACGAGAGUUUGGUGAGUUCUUGUGGCAGCAACACAACGCCCAAACUACCACCACCGCCAGCAGCGAGCAUGCUCGAUAAGACACACUCAGUUAAUAGCCUCAGCGGGCGUAGUACUAAUUCCAAAGAAUGCUCGUGUACCGUAAAUUUUGACUAUCAGAAUAGUCCCGGCUGUGUAGCUGGCGUGCUGACACCACGUUUCGCUUUGGGUGGUGAAGUAUUGCAAGCAAGUCUGACUAUUUCAACCACAGCAACGGCCAAAGCACCGAAUAAUAGCGCGCUAAACCAUCGACAGAUGUCACGACACUCUGUUACCGGUCUGCUUGAGGCUGACGAUGAUACAGCGACUGCAAAGGAAUGCAGUUACAAUGCUAAUAGCACGUUGCCAGCGCGGCACAGCAAGUCAUUGGACCAACUGGAUGGCACAGUCCACAGCACGCCCUCCUUGCGCACACACAGUCACACACAACAGCUCAACAUGCAUGGUUCCAUGCAAACGCAAUCAGAUUCAAAUUAUAAACACUUUAGUGAUGGCGCCAGUGUAUCCAGUUUGGCUCACAAGGUCGAACAAUCGACGACGCGCAAGCAUAAAGCACAAGCUGAAGAUCUCAUGCGCAAUAUCUCCGAGUUCCGUCAGAAGUACAAGAACUGUGAAGAUGGUACACGCUGUGAGACUAAACUGCAUUUAAAUGGACACGCUAAGGCCACAAAUAAUCCAGCUGUAAAUGGUUGUAACCGUGCCGACGUAAGCACACUUAACCGGCAGUUAAGUACGGGAAAGUUCGAUUAUUUGCACGAGAUACGCAUGCUGAACUCACCGAAGCAGCUAACGCUAUGCUCACAUUACAACUCGUUGCCAAAAUACAAUGGGAAUGGCUUGAUACCGCCGCGAAACUCAUAUCCACCCAUUAAGUCGAAGAAAAUAAAUGGCUGCAUAGAGAACGAAGCCAAAGCCGCCAAGCAUAUAGUGACGCCAAUACAACAACACACAAUACCGCGUAGCAGCUCUUCACAAGCCUUACGUCAGAAGUCCCAAGGCGAUGUAAGCAGUCAAGCAGAGUAUGCGUCGACCAUACCGCGUUCGGUUGAGAUCGCACGGGUGCGUGUCUCCGAUCUCAAAGAAAUGUUGAAGAAUGGUACACUCAAAAAGGAGUCAAGUAGUUCUGAAAGUGAUAUACCCUCCAAAGUGCAGUCCUCGAAAAGUAGUGACAAUAAAAUGCUCUCUUCACUUAGUGUACCAUUUAAAUUGGAGUCGCUGAAUACGACUAGCAGCGAACAGAAUACUAGUGGUUUUAGCGAAUCAUUACCGAAUCUGGCGCCACCACCGCAAUUCGAUGCGAACACGGGACAAAAGCGAAAACUUGUGCUAAGCAAUUCCACGUCGUCCUUGAGUGAAGAGAGUGGUUGGGUGUCGAGUCGGCGCAGUUCACUCGGUCCAUCUAGUCCAGAGACCAUUACAAAUAACGAAAAAAACGAGAAAAAUGAACAAGCACAUAUCAAUGGUAUGGAGACUCGCUUAAACGGCGAGCAACUACGUCUUAAAUUACAGCAACUAUUGGAUCAGCAAGCUCAAAAGAGCAUUAAAAAGCACAGUACAGCAAAACAGUCGAGUCAAAAUCACAAAAACAAUACCGCGAACAAUGAAAUAUCGAUACAACGUAAAGUCUCAUCCGUAACGCUGAAGAUGAAACCAGACUUUAACAGAACAGAAUUGCAUUUACGCCGCCGUCUGCAGCAUUUAACGAAUGGCGAAUCCACGGAAACGGAUGAUUUAGAAAUACCUGCACAGCGCGAACGUCUAAAACAUGGCAAACACGAGAAAUCGAAAUCAGAUUUCGAUCUAGCUAGUUUAAAAGAAAACACACCACUAGAAAAUGUGCGUGUACCGCCACCACAGCAGUUCCAAGAUGAUUUGCUGCCACCCGAUGAAUUUCGUGAUCCACCAUUGCCCGGUACACAUGAGAAAUUUACGACAGACACAACGACAUCCAUAAAUACAACAACCAUAAUCUCAACAAGACAUAAUAACAAUAAGAAAACUCCUACCACGCAGUCCGUAAAGCCGAAAAUACAACCAAGCAACGAUAUCAAGUUGAUGUCCACACAAAUACCUAAAACAAAGCUAAAGCAUCAUCAAAGCUUCAAUAUCAGUCCAAAGAAGAAUCAGAGUCGUCCGUCGCAUAUAACAACAGUGCAGACGCAAAAUCUAUAUGCAAUGCAAAAAUCUUCGCCGACGACGACACUUCUUGCAAAACCGUCCCAAAUAAAAGAAAUUGCCACUCCGGAUCAAAGCCUUUUAAAAGUCAUGGAGCCCUCGCACGCUAUCGACAACCCAGUCUAUCACAUAUACGAAUCUUUGAAACCCAUCGCCACACCCGCCAUAUUCACAAACAAACCAUUAUUAAAGUCACACAGCAUCUUGGAGCUCAAACAUAGUCAUCAGCCGUCGAGCGAACUCUACAACAAUCACUGCAGAUCAACACCGCAUCAGCAUAUCGGCAACAUAAACAAUGGUGUUACGAAUGUGACCCACAAUGGACACGGCCACAGCCAUAUGCACAGUCAUGAGCAUUCUAACGAUCACACCCUACAUACGCAUGCGGUUGAACUCACCGAGGACGAAGAUAAAGAGAAUACCAGCAACACACAAAAUAAAGCCAUAGUGGCGCGAACCGAUAGCCAAAAGUCGAAUAGCUCCAAGGUGUUGGUUAAACGCACAAAAACCGCUGCUGUCGUCGGUAGUGGUCAAGAUGCCAAUGUUUCACUUAUGGAAUUUGAAAAAUAUCGUGAAGAAUUUCGCAAACAGAUCAAAUAUACCGGUAGCAUUUAUUCGGACUUUGCUAAGCUGGCUUCCGAACUGCCAUACUUUAGCAUUUGCGAUGAGUAUCGCGCCUUUUCGCCCAACGGUAUGCAUUUAAUUAUCUGUGUUCAUGGGUUGGAUGGAAACGCCGCCGAUUUGCGACUCGUGCGUACUUAUCUUGAGCUCGGUUUGCCCGGCGCAAACUUGGAGUUUCUAAUGUCCGAGCGUAAUCAAGGCGAUACGUUUUCCGAUUUUGAAACAAUGACCGAUCGGCUUGUAGCUGAGAUACUAUAUCAUAUAGAAACAUGUGGUCUGAAUCCAACACGCAUUUCAUUCGUCGCACACUCUUUAGGUACGAUUAUAGUACGUAGUGCUUUGGCGCGUUCGCAAAUGCGUCCAUUACUACCGCGUCUAUACACAUUCCUAUCGCUGUCUGGGCCACAUUUGGGUACGCUAUACAACACUAGCGGUCUUGUCAAUAUGGGCAUGUGGUUCAUGCAGAAAUGGAAGAAAUCCGGCUCACUUUUACAGCUUUGCAUGCGCGACACUUCGGAUCUACGAAAUACGUUUUUAUAUCGGCUUAGUCAGCGCAGCACCCUGCAUCAUUUCAAGAAUAUACUGCUCUGUGGUUCGAGUCAAGAUCGUUAUGUGCCAGCGCAUUCGGCCCGUCUAGAGCUCUGCAAAGCCGCCAUACGUGAUAACUCCAAUCUGGGCACGGUUUACAGGGAAAUGAUACACAACAUAAUCGCACCGAUACUGGCUCGACCCGAAUUGCAGUUAGCGCGUUACGACGUCCAUCAUGCACUUCCGCAUACAGCAAAUACGCUCAUCGGUAGAGCAGCGCAUAUUGCUGUACUCGAUUCGGAAUUAUUUAUAGAGAAAUUUUUACUGAUUGCCGGCUUAAAAUAUUUUAGUUAACCAAGAAAUAACGAGAAAUUUACCAACUACAAAUAGAGGAGAAAAAAGUUACGUAUUUGCUUAAAAAAUACAUAGUUCGAACACUUGGUUCAUAUGUUGAACCCGGUAUACUUAGUUGAAAGCUAUUUUGUAGUCGUAGUUGUUGAUACACACUUUAGAGGUAGUUAGGUAUAUUGCUGGUAACGGAGGAAUCACAUGACAUAGAAGAGAAAACUAUAACGAAGGAUUUGAGAAUUGGCUCGACGUACAAAUUUUAUGUAUAUUUAUUUUGAAAAAAAAUAUUUUGGUUUAGGUGCUCUCAUUGUUUAAGCUAUAGGUUUCGAAAUGGAAGACCUACUUAUUCUACGCGAAGGAAAACUCCUAUAAUUCUAGGCAAUUCUGAAAAUGUUAAGCAUUCCUGUCGAGAUUGUUAUCAUUUUUAAUAAUCAGUAGCUUAAGACAGCUGACUUACUUUGGAUCAAAAAUAGAUGUGGUCUUUGUAGAAUCCGGAAUGAGAUCUGACCAGCUAAAUGCUAUUGAUUAUACCAAAGAAAUUACGCAGUAAAGUAGGACGGAGUAGGAUAUUCAUUUUAAUGAGAGGAUGUGAGUUUCAGCCCGGGACAAAUUUGAGGAAGCAAAGCUGAAUGCCAAUCAGAAAAACAGCAAACUAUUUGAAAAAGUAUGCUUUAAGAUUGGGGAAAAUUCUAAUCUCUCGAAGAUAAGCUGUUCGAUAAUUUAUAACGAACAGAAUAAUUAUCGAAGAGUUAAAGAAAAGUGUGUGCUAUUUUCAUCAACCCGAUCUAAAGGUACUUAGACCCAGAAAACGAACUGUUUGGAUGGGUUAUGACUUUUUAGAUAAGGUGAGUGGACGUGCAAAAUUUUGUCGUACACUAAGUAAUUUCGUUUUAUAGUGCAAUUUAAGCACGAUUUUUUUCUAUAUAUUCUACAUUUUGAUCCAAUAUAUUUUGCGAUCUUUCGGGAGAGAUAUUGAUUUCAUGCUAAUAAGAGUUUUGAUCCUUGUAGGUAAAACACUGGUUCAAGUGAUUUUUACGUCCUGGUUUGUGAAGAAGGUUGUCCCAUCCAAAAACUUUUGCACAGACCGGAAAAAGUAAUAGUCCGAAGGAGCUAAGUCUGGAGAAUAUGGCGCAAAAGCUUUUAGCAUGCUAUCGAACUUAUUUGAGGUCUUGCAUUUUCCUGAUGGAACAUCAUACCUUUUCUAUUAAUUAAUUCUAUCUUCUUCUAUUUGCAAUCGUGGUAUUGUUGAACAAAAGCCCAAAAUAAACGAAACUUUCGGAAUUCCAUCAUAUAGCCAACUUAACUUAUUUUAUCGAAGUGGUUUAAGCUAAUUCAAUCUUUCCAGACCAUGAUCUCUUGCGCUUUACAUUUUUGGUACAAUCCACUUUUAGCAAUGAGCUUCAAAAAUUAAUCACUUCUUUGAUGUUUGAUGUCGUUAAAGCGACUAAGCAAAUUUCGUUCUGUAAGAAUGUGAGAAACCUAUACGACAAGUUUCAAAAUUAAUCCUACAAGUUUCAUGUCUCGUUAGAAAAAUUAAAUCUUUCAGUAAUCUCUCGAGUUAUUAUUCGAUGAUUUUUCUUAACCAAUGACUGCACCACGUCCUGAAAGGAGCCUUGAAGCCGUUGUGAAUAAAAUAAUCAACCAACGCAUUUAUUUUAUUUACAAUGUCUUCAAGUUUCCUUCAAGGACAUGGUGCGUUCUCAAGGUCUAAAUUGACUGGAUUUCCGAUGAAUAGGGUCAGGUGCAGGUGGCAAGACUGUUGCGACAUUAGUUCUACAGGUUGAAUGACUUAUGAGUACAUUAGGGACAUUGGUUUUUCUUUUUAGGGUAACCCAAACUUCAAAUUACGUCUGAGUCUGGGUAUUCUGCAUACAUGGCUACACAGCAUGGGCUUCUGAAUGCAUUUUUGCAUCAUAGAGAGCUAUCUGAGAGGUCGGGUUAUUUUACGAGGCGGGGAUAGAGGACUUGGAGCAUGUAAUUGAAGAAUGCUCGAUGUACUCGGACAUUAGGGAUCUGGGUGGUAUGGGGAUUAGCAGUUCUUGGUCGUUUAAAUGUUGGCGGUGUGAACUCCACUAGUCUGAAUGCAAAACAGUUAGGGUCAUUUGCGCUUGAAUUCUUUAGGCCGCGAAGGCGUUUAACCGAGAAUUAGUUCUGCGUGAAUGAUGUGUGCGUGUAAUGUGCAUAUGGUAUCCAAGCCCUGGUCACCAGUCCAAAGCAGUAUGGAAGACCGACGGGUAUAAGUUUCGGCUACGAAGUUUGGGUGUAAACUUAAUUACUGUACCACGGGGAGCAGCAGUUCUAGGAGUUUGCUCCAACCUGCUCAUUGUGGCCUGGCCCCUCGGCGAGUAUCGUAGUGAUUUUAGAUAAAAUCCGAAUGCGGUAGGAACUGACACUUUGUCAGUUGAAUGUGGAGCUGCAUUUCAACCGGGUGCGGAACCCAAAGUACGGCAGAGGUUUUAGAUGGGCCUCGAACCCUACCAAGGUGGUUAAUGGGUCCAUUCCAAACUGCUAAUUUCUACUGAAAAUGCUAAGGCGCUGAUCAAAGCAUUGAUUUGAUCCGCUAUGCUUUUCAGCGCCGUGGAAUAAGGCUGUCGUCAGUAGGUACCCAGGUUAAACACACAGGAUAUUGUAUGUAAUGGCGAUCGUCACGGCAAACCCUCGGUCUCUCUUUUUUCACCAUUGUUGCUAUCUGAAUAUGAGGUCGAUUCUAACAGGAAUUUCAUUUGGUCAACUUAGAACGCCGGUCUUUUGUGGGUAACCCAAGCUAAAAAUGUAGCCAAAAUUAGAAUUAUAUCCAAUAAAAAUCUUCUUUCCUAUACGUGUAUGACGAGCAAGUCUUGAUGGAGCAGAGAUUUAUCACAGGUUUUGAAAUCGUCGCCGACAAUUACUCACACACAUGCAAAAUAUGGCAAAUGUGUGCUAAGUUGAAAAACAAAAAAAGAAACUUACUUAAACAAACAAGGAAUUUUUCAAUGAGAUUUGAACUUUUUUAUAUUAAAAUCUAUGUAUUUAAUAAUUAAUAUUAAGGAACAAGCAACACAAACAUACAUACAUAUAUUAAACUAUUUAGUAUGAGAGUAGUAGUAUUAGAGAAUCUUCUUCUUCUUCUUAAUUGGCGUAGACACCGCUUACGCGAUUAUAGCCGAGUU